Molecule: messenger RNA, 1927 nt
Organism: Bradysia coprophila
Lineage: Eukaryota; Metazoa; Arthropoda; Insecta; Diptera; Sciaridae
Product: proton-coupled amino acid transporter-like protein acs
Biological process (GO): amino acid transmembrane transport
Cellular component (GO): vacuolar membrane
Molecular function (GO): L-amino acid transmembrane transporter activity
Source: RefSeq, a predicted model, not a curated record
AAUUUUGUACCUUCGAGCAGGAUAUAUAUUGAACAGAGUCCUUCCACAAGUAUCAACGACAGAAACGAUUUUAUUCGAUGUUUUAAUAAAUCACAGUGAUAAUGUUCUCGUCCAAUCCAAAUAAAUCAUUUCUAUUAAGAGUGAGGAUCUACCGACGUGUAUAAAAUGUGAGGGAUGUCUUCAUUGAAUGAAAAUCAAUAUUUUGUUCAUCGAAUGGUUUCUUUAGAACCUCAUCUAAAAUUGUAAAAAUGUUUCCAGUGGAAAUUUUCCACAUAACGGACCGUACUACAGCAAAAAUUGCUGCCUCUCAUCAAUAGCCAUUCAGGUUUGAUUUGGAAAUUCUACGUUUGGUAUUGUAUGAUAGUAAAGAUAAUAGUUUCCAAUUUUGAAUUGAACAGUCGCAAUACUGAAAUAUCGAAUUUGGAUUACUUUCCCUUGUUCUUCGAGAAACUUGAACCGUACUUAGCAUUCAGUUUUAAAUGAGAAAAGAAUUAAGUGAACCGCUAUGAAUAACUCUGGAGCCGUUUCGAAUCAGGCAUAUGUUGAUGAUGGAGAAGGGUAUGUCACUAGAAUAAAAAUUGGAAAAGAAGCGCAGUCACAAGAUCAUUGCGUCGAAGAAACAGCCGCAGAAACAACUGACACCGACUACAAUCCAUAUUUGCACCGUAACGUGCAGCAUCCAUUAACCAACAAUGAAACGUUGGUUCAUUUACUUAAAAUUGCAUUGGGUACCGGAAUUUUCGCCAUGCCUAAUGCAUUCAAUCACGCUGGCUAUUUAGUCGGCUUUAUCGGCACAAUCAUCAUCGGCAUCAUAACAAAUUACUGUGUUCACAUGCUGGUUAACACUCACUAUUUGUUAUGCAAAAAGAAAAAGGUACCCAGUUUAACAUACCCAUUAAUUGCUGAAGCUGCAUUCUUGUCCGGCCCGAAGUGUUUUCAUAAGUAUGCCGCAGCAAUGAUACAAGUAGUGAAUGUUUUCACCUUAGUGUACGAAAUCGGAGCGUGCUGCAUUUAUGUCGUGUUCAUGGCUUCGAAUUUCAAAGAACUAUCGGACUAUUUUCUUGAUACGGAAACAGACAUUCGACUGAUCAUGCUGAUCAUGUUGUUGCCGUUAAUUCUGAUCAAUUGGAUCAGAAAUUUGAAAUAUUUGGCCCCGCUGUCAACCAUUGGAACAUUUUUCACCGUUGCUUCCAUCAGCAUCGUAUGCUACUACAUCUUUCGUGAACCGUUAACAUUUGAUGAUGGAAAACAGGCCGUGGGAAGUCUCAGGGGAUUUCCAUUCUUCUUCGGCAAUGUUUUGUUUGCAUUGGAAGCCAUAGCUGUCAUUAUGCCACUCGAGAAUGAAAUGAAAACACCGAAACGUUUUGUCGGUGUAACCGGAAUUUUAAACCGAUCGAUGUGCGUCGUUAUAGCGCUUUAUGUUGGUGUUGGAUUCUGCGGGUACCUCAAAUAUGGGCCAGAGAUCAAACCAUCUAUAACGCUGAAUCUUCCACAACAAGAAAUAUUAGCUCAGGCCGUCAAGACAAUGAUAAGCUGCGGUGUAUUCAUUUCCAACGCAGUGGUAACGCAGGUAGCAAUUGACUUGGCAUGGACACAAUAUUUUGUCAACCGAUUAACGGAAAAUUCCAAUAAAUUGCUGUGGGAGUAUUUUUUACGUACGGGCAUCGUGUGUAUUACCUUUUUAUUUGCUGUUGCCAUUCCCAAUUUGGAUCUGUUCAUAUCACUGUUGGGUGCAUUAACGCUAUCCAUGUUAGGUUUAACGAUGCCUGCGAUUUUCGAUUGUUUGACUCAGUGGCACCACACGUCUGGAUUGGCUAGAUUUAUUUUGAUUUUGAAGAAUGCGACAAUUGCUAUUAUUGGUUUAGCGGGUCUGAUUAUCGGAACAUCAAUCAGCAUGCAAGACAUAAUAAAAACUUAUUUUGAGUGA